Molecule: messenger RNA, 5063 nt
Organism: Toxotes jaculatrix (banded archerfish)
Lineage: Eukaryota; Metazoa; Chordata; Actinopteri; Toxotidae
Product: GTPase IMAP family member 8-like
Exons: 3
Coding region: 1209-4127 (972 amino acids)
Molecular function (GO): GTP binding
Source: RefSeq, a predicted model, not a curated record
AAUGAACCUGAUUUUAUUUUGAAGGUCUGAAUUCUGAAAAUUAAAUACAAAUAUUUGUUCAGUUUAGAAUUUAAUAAUCAUUAUAUUAUGCAUAUUACUUAGGUAUACAGUAUACAGUUUAUACAUUAAGAGGUAUUACACUAAAUUUGAGUUAAACUGAAGCCAGUUGUUUUGAUCUUUGCAUAUUGAAUGUUGUACGUUCACUGUGCUCAGAGAUGUGAAAUCAUCUGCACCUUUGGUUACUCUGGGCUACAAAAAUAGUACUGUGUGUUUAUAUGAUGCUAAAUAUAUUUUGAGUGUAUUUGUUUCAAAGCUCCAUAUAACCGUGUGGCUGUUACUGCAAAACUUUGCACAGAUUCACCCAGCACCAUGGCUGGUUGGCUGGGUGUCAGACACAUACCAGUAACAUAUGUCUGUCAAGAUUCUCAGUCACCCAGGUCACGGUAUUUAUAGAUUUUAUUCAAAGGCAAGCGGACUUGCUUGAGGUUCUUGAAGACGUUUCACCUCUCAUCCGAAAGGCUUCCUCGGGAGUUGUCACAUGUUGGCAAGAGAAGAUGAAAGAUGACGGUUUGAAAGAGGAGUGAAAGAAGCCACCUGCGUCAAACCGGAACGACCAUCACUAAGCAGAGGAGGUGUCCUACGACACCACUUAUCAUCCGCUUACAAUGAAGCUUUGGGAUCCCGCCACAGGCAGCAUAACACUCAUUCCCAUCAUGGCUUGUGACCAGGGAGACCCACAUGAUGGCCAGGUGGGACAACGACUCAUGUGACCCCAACAAAUCUCAAGGUGUUAACUACCCCAGGAGAAAGAAAAUUAAGGAUUCCCCACCCAUCAGUUAGAACUGAAGCCCUCUGGAUGAGAGGUGAAACAUCUUCAAAACCUCAAGCACGUCCAGUUGCCUUUGUAUAGCUUUUAGAGAUACCGUGACCUGCAUGACUGAGAAUUUUCACAGACAUAUUGCUAUGCACUCUGGGAUGAUCACCCUUCGACUGGUGCCAGAGAGCGAAAAGGACAUCCAGAAAACUUGCAGAUUACAGACACCACCUGCGCUUCAACCUGAGAAGCAAACAACAAGAGAUCAGUUCAUGAAACCAUGUCCCUGUUCCAACGUGAAACGCCAAAAAACCAAAAGAAUUCCUCGGAAGGCUUAGAACCAGUUUCACAGCAACAGGAACCUGUCUCAACAGGUUGACACCAAAGUAACAUCAUGGCGCCAUCAAAAUUCUCAUCUGAACUCAGGAUUGUGCUGUUUGGAAAGAAUGAAAACAAAAAGACAAAAAUAAGCAACUUCAUCACGAGACAAAAAGAUUCUCCUCAGAAGUCAAAGCAGUGCACGGUCAGCCAUGGAGACUGGAACAAAAAACGCUUCACAGUAGUGAAAACCUCAGAUGUCUUCAGUCUGCCUGUGGAUAAAGUGAAACUUGAGAUGAGGAAGUGUGUGGCCCUUUGCCCCCCAGGACCACAUGUUCUCCUGCUUUUAGUGAAGCCUUCUGAUUUCACUGAGGAGGACAGACAAAAAUUACAUUCCAUCCUGAGUUUCUUUGGUCAAGAUGCUUUUAAACACUCAAUGGUCAUCAAAACACAACGUGAACAGGUACAGAAUUCUUCAGUGACCCGACUCAUCCAAGACUGCAGACAAAAUGAGUACGAGAUUAACUUCGAUAUGAAAUGUCCCCUUGACUAUGAUCCUCAAGAACUAAUUGAAAAGAUGGAGAACAUAGUGAAAGACAACAGGAGACAGCAUCUAAACUACAAUGAAGAGGCUCAUCUCAUGUCUACACCUGAAUCUUCCAAACAUGACAUUCAAGAACCGACUGAUCAGACGGAGAACACAGAGAGUGACAUCAAAGCAGGACAUCUAACCUGCACUGACAAGGCUGAUCCCAGGACUGUCUCCCUAACUUCCAGACCUCCUCUGAACGUAGUACUGUGUGGGAGACAUGGAGCCUGGAAGACUUCAGCAGCCAACGCCAUUCUGGGACAAAGAAAGUUUGGUCCACCUGCUACCUCAGAGUGUGUUAAACAUCAGGGAGAGGUGUGUGGACGUCGGGUUUCCCUGGUGGAGCUUCCUGCCUUGUUUGGAAAACCUCAGGAGACAGUGAUGGAAGAAUCACUCAGGUGUGUCUCCCUCUGUGACCCUGAGGGCGUCCAUGCCUUCGUCCUGGUCCUACCUGUGGAUCCCCUCACUGAUGAAGACAAGAAGGAGUUAGAGACCAUCCAGACCACAUUCAGCUCUCCAGUCUAUGACUUCACCAUCAUUCUGUUCACUGUGGAGUCAGAUCCUACUGAUCCAGCUGUCAUUGGAUUUGUGAAGGAGAAUAUGCAAAUCCGGGAGCUCUGUCGUAGCUGUGGAGGACGAUACAUUGUCUUCGACCUUAGGGACAAGCAGCAGGUCUUUCAUGUGUUGCAUACUGUGGAAACGAUGAGAGUGGUGGAGCCCAGAUGCUUCACAAAGGAAAUGAUUACCAGUUCUCAGAAGAAUACUGUUAAGAGAUGGGAAUCUAGGCUGAGGACGGCAAGUUAUAUUAAUAAGCACAGAGAAUAUCUCAGGAUUGUCCUAGUGGGGAAGACUGGAGGUGGUAAGAGUGCCACUGGAAACACCAUUCUGGGCAGAGAAUAUUUCACAUCUCACGUCAGCUCACGGUCAGUGACCAAAAUUUGCAAGAAAGUUACAGGAGUGAUUGACGGGCAGCCAGUCGCUGUGGUCGACACACCGGGCUUGUUCGACACGGCUCUGUCCAACAAAGAAGUUGAACUGGAGCUUGUGAAAUGCAUCAGCAUGUUGUCUCCUGGACCUCACGUGUUCUUAUUGGUGCUGCAGAUCGGUCGUUUUACAAAGGAGGAAAAAGAAACCGUGGCUCUGAUCAAGAAGUUUUUUGGAAGCAAGUCAGGAGACUUCAUCAUCAUCGUGUUCACCCGAGGAGAUGAACUUAAAAAUCAAACAAUUGAGAGUUACAUCGAAAAGUCUGAAGACUCUGUCAAAAAGCUGAUUGCUGACUGCGGAGAGAGAUACCAUGUCUUCAAUAACAACGAUCAGACGAACUGUGUUCAGGUCAGCCAGCUGCUGGAGAAAGUUCAAUCGAUGGUGGACAAAAACGGCGGCGGCUACUACACCUCAGAGAUGUUCAAAGAAGCUGAGGCAGCCAUAAAGAAGGAAGUGGAGAGGCUCAAGAAGGCGAAGCAAGAAGAGAUACAGAGGCAGAAGCGAGACCUUGAACAAAAACAUGAAGAACAAAUGCGUGAGAAGAAGCAAAAACUUGAACAAGAAAGAAGGAAGAGAGACAAACUGCUCAAGGAAAAGGAGGAAAACAUAAAGAGGGAGCAGGAAAAGAGGAAGAGAGAAGAGAAACUGAGAGAAGAAGAGGAAAGGGAAAAGAAGAAGCAGGAAAAUAUUCAGCGCAAACAGUGGGAAGAAAAGCUACAAACCCUUGAAAAAGAAUUAACUCUGCAAUCACAAGAAAACAAAACCAUUAACAGAAAGCUGGCAGAGAGCAGAGAAGAGAUAAGAAGACAACAAGAAGCUUGGGAGCUGGAGAAAAAGGAAUGGUGGCAAAAACGAUAUCAAGAAGAUGAACAGAGACGACAGGAGGAACUAACAAUACUGGAAAAGCUCCGAGAAGAUUAUAAUCAGGAGAAAGAAAAAUACGAAAACAGAAGAAAAAGCGAAGAUCCAAUCAGAAGAGACCAGGAUGACAACGAGUGGAAAGAAAUGCAAGCAAUAUUUAAGAAGAAACUGGAGGAACUGGAGAAGAAACAUGAGGAGGAGGCCAGAAAGCAAGCCGAGGAGCACAAUGACUUCAAAGACAAGUACACCAAUGACUUUACAGCUCUGCUGGAGAAGCAUGACCAGGAAAUGGCCGAUCUGAAGCAGAAGCAGCAAAGAAACAACGACUUUAUAAUACAACAGCUGACCAUGAACAAAGCGUUUAAAAAAGACUUUGAUCAACUGAAAAAGAAACAAGAAAAAGAAAUGAAUGAGCUGACAAUGAAACGCACAAACUGGAACAAAGUGGAUCUGAACAGAGAAGUAGAUAAACUGAAAACACAACACGAGGAGGAAAUAAACUACUGGAUACGUGAACAUAUAAAGAAAUCUGCACACGUGAAGGCUUGUCAUGUUUUAUGAGGUUUGUUCAUUUACAGGAGUCACAAAAGUUACACAAACUUUGUGCUAAAACUGUGAAAACUCUUGGUUAAGCAGGUUAUGGCUCAUUCAAUAUGUGAAUCUGAGCCUUGAUUUUAUGAAGCCUUUCAUAUACUGUAUGUUACUUAUAUCACUUACUAUUAAAUUACUUAUAUUGAAUGUCCAACAUGCAAACAGCAAACACUUGAACUAUGUCAUUAUGUAAAAGCAAAUCUCUGAAUGUUGAUUCUACAAUUGUACAAACUGUCAUUGCACACAAGGAUAUCAUUUUUAUAUCUGCAACGAUUAGCUGAUAAAUCAAUUAAUCAGCAGCUAUUUUAAUAGCUGAUUAAUCAUUUGUCACUUUUUUAGAAAGUAUUUUUCUGAUAAUUGUAAGAUUCAGUGCUAAUAAGUUCAACUGAAAUACUGAAAUACUAAAAUUGAAAUUUCUGUUAAUGUCACAACAGUUCCUAAUGAGAAAAAUCCAAGAUCAACAAAAUGAACUGAUUUCUCUGUUUAGCUAAAAACCAGUUUGUCAGUUAACGUUUUUUGAAAACUUAAAGACUAAGCUCCGACUCAUGUGUGACUUAGUUGACUGUGUGUUUACAGGAACCAGCUGUUCUAAGUGUGAUCCAUUAAUCACUGAAAAUAACUAAUCAUAUUGUAAAUUAUAACUAAUGAAUGAAGAAGAAAACAGAAAAGUCAGAAAAGUUAUUUAAAAUAUUUCUUCUUUCUCAAGCUCAAUAAAAUCUUAAAACGCACCUGUUUCCAAAGAACAGGUGAUCAAGGUAUUUCAACAUAUUCAAUAUUAAACAGAUCACUGUCAGCUCAGCAGAAACACUGUGAAACUGAUUGUCACUGCUCCUGUUGUUGUUUCAUUUUACUAUGUAAUGUAUAUUUUUCUCUUUUGAAUAAAUGAAAUGUAGUUAUAUAAUUCUA